AUGGAGGUCGACCAAAUUGACAAGCUCCUAGAGCGCUAUCUUCAUCUCCUCCACCAAUAUACGACUCUCAGAGAGCAGCUCAGCAGUCUGCAAACAGGCAUAUAUCAGAACAUUGCACGUGCUAACUUUGCCGCCGAGCGAGGAAUGCGCUUUGGCCAAGACUACUACGACGAGCGCAUGCAGGCCUCUAGAAAAGUGGCUAUCAUUCUAGGCGGCGACCAGGAUGUCCCCGCGUUUGCCGUCGCUGCCGGGAGUACGGAAGCUGGGUUGACCCAAUCGGAACAGGGAGCUGCUGCGGAUGAUGGCACCAAAGAUGCGAGCAAAGAAAAGAAAGAAAAGGAGGAAGAGGAGGCUCGCGAGCUUCGGAAGGGACAGCGGAAAGAUCCGCUGAGAUGGUUCGGACUGCUAACGCCUAUGCCUCUACGACAAGCGCAGGCGCAAAGCAUCGAGGCGAUAGAGCGAGUCAUCCCCAAACUAGUCUCCGUCAAUGCUCAGAUGACCCAGGUCGAAAUUGAAGUCCGCAGAGCUCGGAAGAAGCGUGCUAAGGCCGAGGCGGCAGCCGUCAAACAGGAACAGGAGGUUAGCGCGGGCUCCGGCGCGGAGAUUACGGUAUGA
Daldinia childiae is the source of this 615-nucleotide messenger RNA. RefSeq lists its product as uncharacterized. The record is from RefSeq and is a predicted model, not a curated record. NCBI's taxonomy places the organism in Eukaryota, Fungi, Ascomycota, Sordariomycetes, Xylariales, Hypoxylaceae. The transcript has a single exon. The coding region runs from base 1 to 615 and encodes 204 amino acids. Gene Ontology annotation, biological process: vacuolar proton-transporting V-type ATPase complex assembly. Gene Ontology annotation, cellular component: extrinsic component of endoplasmic reticulum membrane; Vma12-Vma22 assembly complex.